Messenger RNA from Penaeus indicus, 3127 nucleotides. RefSeq names its product vacuolar protein sorting-associated protein 52 homolog (gene Vps52). Gene Ontology annotation, molecular function: syntaxin binding. The transcript has 14 exons. The record is from RefSeq and is a predicted model, not a curated record. Gene Ontology annotation, cellular component: GARP complex. Gene Ontology annotation, biological process: retrograde transport, endosome to Golgi; Golgi to vacuole transport; lysosomal transport. NCBI's taxonomy places the organism in Eukaryota, Metazoa, Arthropoda, Malacostraca, Decapoda, Penaeidae. Bases 120 to 2147 code for a protein of 675 amino acids.
CUCGGCCGUAAUUUCUUGUUCGUUUCUUCCGGUUCUGUUUCUGCGUCAGUUUGUCAACAAUCUGACGUGUAAGAGUAUACUCCUAAAAAUAUAGGUAUCUGUUUAAAGUAGCCUUCACAAUGGUUGGGGCGGGAGGAGCAGACGAUGUUGACUCAAGCAUAAGGGCACAGCUGGAGGACGAGGUGAUACAGGAAGCUCUGACCUCAGGCACAGACCUCAGACAGUACUCUCAGUCUGUGGAAAAGGACCUCAGACAGCUGGAGAACUUAAGUAUCCAAGAUUAUAUUGACAAAGCACAAAAUAUAGCUGCCCUCCAUCAUCAGAUAACAGAAUGUGACUCUAUACUAGAAAAUAUGCAGGGAAUGCUAGAAGGUUUUCUUACCCAUUUGUCAACCAUUAGUCAAGAAAUACAGUCUUUGCAAGAACAAUCAGCCUCCAUUAAUGUCCAGCUUACAAACAGGAAACAGGUUCAUUCUGAAGUAUCUGCAUUCAUUGAUCAGUUGAUGGUCCCAGAGGUGAUGAUACAUCACAUCUUGAACACCCCAGUGACUGAUGAGCACUUUAUGGAACAACUGAAGGCACUGAAUCAGAAGAGCAAAUUUAUUAAGGAACAAAACUUUAGAGAUGCUCACUCGUGUCAGGAUGUGCAAGAUAUUGUUGAUAAACUAACAGUCAAAGCUGUAAGCAAGAUUCGAGAAUAUUUGCUGCAGAAGGUGUACCAGUUUCGCAAACCUUUGUCUAACUACCAGAUACCUCAGAAUGCUAUGAUCAAACACAAGUUCUUCUUUGAGUUUCUUCUCCUGCAUGCACGGACAAUAGCAGCAGAAAUUCAUGAUGAGUAUGUUGAAACCAUGAGUAAAGUAUACAGCUCAUACUUCCAGUCGUAUACAAAGCAGCUAUGGAAGUUGCAGUAUGAAGAAGGAGUGACCCGGGAUGAUCUAAUGGGUGUGGAGGAUUCACGUGCAAACAGCUUUUUUACAAAGAGUUUAAAGAGUCGUGGUACAGUUUUCACUUUGGGAACUAGAGACUCGGUUCUCUCUCCAACAGGGCUUACGCAGGACAUUAUUGUGCCACACACAGCUAGCAAGGGUGAAGCAAAGUAUCCCUUUGAAGUACUCUUCAGAAGUCAGCAAUAUGUCUUAAUGGAUAACGGGUGCCGGGAAUACAUUUUCCUCACAGAGUUCUUCAUGGUACGAGAUAGUGAUGCUCAAAAACUUUUCUUAACUGUCAUGGGCAAGACACUGCAACAUGUCCAGAAAGAAGUAUGUGGAGUAGUAAUGGGCUGCUAUGACUCAAUAGCAUUAUAUCUGUGUGUCCAUUUGAUACAUCAGUACCGUCUUCUGUGUCAUAAGCGAGCUGUGCCGGCACUGGAUAAUCACUGGGAACAGUUGCUUCACAUGAUAUGGCCAAGGUUUGAAUAUGUUGUGAAGACAAAUAUCCAAAGUAUCCAGGAAUGUGAUCCCUCCAAAAUGCCAUCGCUAGAUAUGAGGCCACAUUAUAUAACUCGAAGAUAUGCUGAGUUUAGUGGAGCUGUUAUGGUGUUACAUGAGAAGUUCCCUCUGGAAGGAGUUGAUGCCCUCAUGCUACAGCUUCAGGAUGAAGUAGAAAAGGUCAUUCUGAAAAUGGCAGCAGUGUUUCAUCAUCGUAAAGACCAGCUGAUUUUCCUAAUUAAUAAUUAUGACAUGAUGCUGUCAGUGUUGUCUGAAAAGACCCGAGAGGACAGUCGUGAGUGCGAGCGCCUGAAGGAGCUGCUAGGUCAGCGUACAGGAGAGUACAUAGAGGAAGUCCUUGCUCCACAUUUUGGGGGCAUGUUGACUUUUGUAAGGGAGACAGAUCACCUUAUUGCCAACAAUAAUAUUGAUGCCUUAAAAGACUAUGAAAAAAAAGUAGUGCCACUUGUCAGGUCCUUUUCAUCUACAUGGCGAAAAUCAGUGGAACGACUGAAUAAUGAAGUCAUGCAGUGUUUCACAAAUUUCCGUACUGGGACUGUUGUGUUGCAACGAGCACUGGAGACUCUCAUUACUGCUCAUCACACUUUCAACAGAAUACUUGCACAUCAGGCAUUCCAGCACUUGAAUAUUAAAGGUGACAUUGUAAAUUCUCACCACCUGAUUGUAGAAGCAAAGAAAUAUAAGCCUACAUUUUAGGCUAGCAAGUAUUGUAAACAUGGUGCGAGAGACAUCAAUAAUACUUUUAUCCCAUUUCUGUGUUCCUUCUUCAUUAUGUUUAAAAGCAAGUAAUGUUGCAUCUUGGUUGUUUCUAACUUAGUGUAUUUUCAUACCUGUGCAUACUUGUGAAGUCUGACAGCAGACAAUCAUUAUGGUAAUGGACCCUGUCAUUUGAAAAAAGCAUUAAGUGUAUAUUUUAGCCAGAGAGAGAGAGAAAAAAAAAAUUACCUUCAAGCAUUGUGGCAACCUAAAUAAAACAGCCUGAUAAUCUCAAUUAGAUUGUGUAUGUAAAUAUUGUUUUUUUUAGUCAUAUAGCUUUAGCAUUUCUUGAAGGAUAAAGAAGUUUAUGAAAUGGGCAUGUAAAACAAGAUUAUAAUGAUGACAUUCCAAAUUAUACCACUGAAAUAUAAUAUGUAUAUUUAUUAUUGCUGCUUAUUAGCAUCCUGAAUAUUCUUAGCCUACUGAUGCCAGAAAGGCAAAAAUAUAUGUCAUGUCCAUUUUUUUUUUUCCCCUCUUCUUCUUUCUUUCUUUCUUUUCUGAGUGGCUCACCGAGAAGUCAAUCACUAGUCCAACCCAUCUCAACUGUCUAGCCUCUCCUUGAUUUUGGGAAAGAUUCUUUUUAACUUUUUAGUGCUAUUAGUGUUGUUAAUAACAUUAUGAUAAUUAUACUGUUUAAUAAUAAUAAUAACAACAUCAAGAUUAAUUAGAGAAAAAAAAUAUAUAUAUUUUUCCAGAAAACUCAAGGAAAGGGGAAAUCAGCUGAGGUCACAUAGAUCUGCUCAUUUCCUUCUUAGUGGCUAAGCACUUGUAGAAUCCUCUAUAUGCGAACAAAUUUCAUGAAAGAAAACUACUGUUGACAUAUAAUAGGCAGCAUUGGGUUAAAGGGAUAAUUUUAUCAGUUGAUUAUUUAUAAUACAAAUGUUAAUACCGAAAUAAAAUAUAUAUUGACAAAUAUAUUC